AUGAUAGUUACAAAUUUCAUCAUGGAUGCAGCAAUCGAUCUUUCAGAUGCUUCCAAAGCUCUCGAUUUGGCUAAUAUCCGUUUUCAACUCAUCCGUCUCGAAGACACCAUAACCUUCCACCUAAUCGAACGAGUCCAAUUCCCCCUCAACCCCACCAUCUACAUCCCCUCGGCGCUCCCCCUCCCCAACACCACCCUCUCCUUCCUCGACUGGCUUCUCCACUCGCGCGAAACCCUCGACUCCCUCAUCCGCCGCUUCCAAUCCCCCGACGAAUACCCCUUCUUCCCGGACGCUCUCAAACCGCCCAUCCUCCAACCCCUCCACUACCCCACCAUCCUCCACCCCAACACCGUCAACGUCAACGCCCAGAUAAAAGACCACUACAUCCGCACCUUCCUCCCAAAAGCCUGUCUCCAAACCGGUCGUUCGGACCGCGGCGAGCGCGAAGAAAACUACGGGUCCGCCGCAACAUGCGAUAUCAACUGUCUGCAAGCGCUCUCUCGACGCAUCCACUUUGGAAAGUUCGUCGCGGAGUCCAAGUUCCGCGCCGAGGAAGAAGCCUUUACGAAAAUGAUACAAGCGGGAGAUCGCGAGGGUUUGGGCCGCGCCAUCACGAAUGAGAAAGUGGAGUUGCAGGUGUUGGAGAGGUUGAGAUUGAAGGCGCGAACGUAUGGGACGGAUCCCAGUUUGAACAAUGGGAAUGCGAAUGGAGAGGAACCACAAGGGAAGAUUAAUGUAGAGGCUGUAGAGGGGUUGUAUAGGGAUUUUGUAAUUCCGUUGACCAAGGUGGUGGAGGUGGAGUAUUUGAUGCAGAGGUUGGAGAAGAAGGAGUAG
Messenger RNA from Botrytis fragariae, 834 nucleotides. RefSeq names its product putative chorismate mutase protein. The record is from RefSeq and is a predicted model, not a curated record. The coding region runs from base 1 to 834 and encodes 277 amino acids. The transcript is spliced from 2 exons. Gene Ontology annotation, molecular function: chorismate mutase activity. Gene Ontology annotation, cellular component: cytoplasm. Lineage: Eukaryota; Fungi; Ascomycota; Leotiomycetes; Helotiales; Sclerotiniaceae. Gene Ontology annotation, biological process: aromatic amino acid biosynthetic process; chorismate metabolic process.